AUGGCUAUGAGUACUGCUACUUUUUGCCCUAUUGAUGAUUGGGGGUCUCUUCAGCUUCUCAACCCACCAGAAAUGAAUAUGCUUAGCUUACCAACACAACAAAAGCUGCAGGCAGCUUCUUCGGGCAUCUUCGAUCUGCAGGACUACUACUAUAGCUUAGCUAACAGUACUAAUCCAGAAUACACCUGCAUCGAUCCAUUCUUCCAACCCUACGAAUCCUCCUCUGAAAACUUUCUCCUCCCUGAUUUUUGUUCUCCAACAGAUAACAUCAAUUUGGCCUUGCUGUCGCCGGAAACCUGUCCAACCCUAGAUGAAUAUGACUUCUCCUACCAGCCCUACCCAAAAUGCCAGAAGCUCUUCCAUGAUCAACAAGUCCAAUAUUGCAAUUCAAACUUCGUGAAUCAGCCUGAGGCCGCCAAGCUUGAUAAUAAGGUCGUUAGUGGUACUGGUACCGUGUCACCACAGAGCAUAGCUGCACGCGAGAGGAGGAGGAAGAUAACUGAGAAGACUCAGGAGCUUGGGAGGCUGAUUCCUGGUGCCACCAAGAUGAACACUGCUGAAAUGUUGCAAGCUGCUUAUAAGUAUGUCAAGUUCUUGCGGGCACAAGUUUCUGUUCUCAAACUCAUGACAGACUCUCCAAUUCAGCAGGAAAGGAAGGAAGAGCGAUUGUAUAUAAAUCAAGAGCGUCUCCAGGUUGCUGCAUCCCCAAUUAUUCAAGAGAAGCUCUACUCUGAAGAGAAGUGCUUGGUUUUGAAGGAGUUUGUUGAAGUGCUGGCAAAAGAUGAUGACAUCCAAUCCAAACCCUUUCUCAAAGACAAAGUUGCUCAGUUGCUGCAAACCAACGGCUGA
This is a messenger RNA of Pyrus x bretschneideri (Chinese white pear), 849 nucleotides long. RefSeq names its product transcription factor bHLH53-like. NCBI's taxonomy places the organism in Eukaryota, Viridiplantae, Streptophyta, Magnoliopsida, Rosales, Rosaceae. The transcript has 3 exons. Gene Ontology annotation, biological process: regulation of DNA-templated transcription. Gene Ontology annotation, molecular function: protein dimerization activity; DNA-binding transcription factor activity. The record is from RefSeq and is a predicted model, not a curated record. Bases 1 to 849 code for a protein of 282 amino acids.